ACACUCGUGUUCAUGCGCGCUAGCGCAUGCUUGUUUCACGUUUUGAGACGCUCUCAUCAGCUGCUGUUGGAGCUGCGGGCGGCGAUCAAGAUAGCGAAAUGUCUGCCACUAUGAACAGCGCAAGGUUUGAGGAUGAGAUGAACACCAUCCCUCUCGCUGACGAAGAUGCUCAAGAUGAAAGCGACACAUCUAUUUCGGCUGGCAGUGCGAUGGGAACUCAGAGUAUAGAGUCUAUCCCAUCCACAUACACCAAUGGCAGCAGCAGCCCUGCGCUAACCUCCCUGGAUCCAGACAUGAGUCCUGAUGAAGCUGAAGAGAAAGCUAGGCUGAUUUCACAAGUACUAGAACUCCAGAACACGCUUGAUGACCUCUCCCAGCGUGUGGAUAGUGUGAAGGAAGAGAAUUUGAAGCUCAAGUCUGAGAACCAAGUUUUGGGGCAGUACAUUGAGAACCUCAUGUCUGCCUCCAGUGUGUUCCAGUCCACUUCACCAAAGACCAAGAAGAAGUGAACACUGUAUGCAGGAUUGCUGCGUAUGCUAAAAAAAAGGGGGGGGGGGGGGCACUGCUGCUAUUGUUGCUGCUUAGUGACACAUAAAUGAGGACACACAAUGGCCAUUUGAAAUAUGCUUUGUUGUUGCCUUUUUGAGUCCUAGUGUUCUAGUGUUAUUGCUGUCAAUUACAAUGUCUUAGGUCAUCAGUGUGGACAAUUCAUCAGUGUGUAGCAACCUGGAAAAAAAAAUUUUGAGGACCUCCAGAAAUCUUGAAAUAAGGAAGGAUGACGAGGUGAAAUGAAUCAUGUUCAAUGUUUGGUGUGCCUGAUUCCCCACAAGGCUUUCUGAAUUGUGAACGGUGUUUCCCUCACAUUUGGUAAUGUAUCAGAACUGAAUUGCUGGACUGUAAUUAAAAAAAAGAUUUUCUACUGAUGAAGGAGGUCUCCUAUAGUUCGCCACCUUAUCAUUUAUUAAAUUUUUACUUAAUUGGGUAAAACCUGAGAAAGCCAGUUACAGGUAGAAAAGUGUUCUUGCUAGGCAUUUUGCUUCGAUUACUGUAUCAACUCAUGUGAAAGCUGCACCCGUAACUGAGGCAAAAACUUCAAGGAAGAGUGGUUUAGUUUUAUCUGUCUAUAAAGUGCACGACAAACCUAGAGAGAUGAAAGAAGCCAUCUUCCAAUGAAAAAAACAAACCUUGCUUGGCUCUGUUAAGCCACAGCCAUAGUUGUAUGAAUGUACAUUUUCUAGUAGCCAGUGUUAUCCAUCCCAGCCUAUGCGAGCAUGCAGGGCAAUGUGAUCUUCUAAAAAUGUGCACACUUUCAGAAAAGAACCUCUGUGAGCGCGAGUAUGUGUGCAAUAGCUACACAACCUUUCACAGAAAAUUUGGAAAAUAAUUGAGGUACUGUUAUUAUGAUGUAAUGUACCAUGUGACACAGGGUGCGGACAGUGCACAAGAUAGGCAAUUUUCGAACCUCGGAGAAUAAUGGAGCUUGCAAGUAAGUUCAGUGGAAGUGAGUGUGUGCCUAUCUUUUUGCUCGUGGCACGACUUGUUAACUUCUCGUUUCAGUUCUUAGAAUACUCUUGAGACUGUUCAUGCGGGCUUGCAGAAGCAAAGCAAAAGGCUGACAUUGACCUUCAUAACUGAAACUUUAUAGCAAAUUUUAUAUGGCGAGUAAACGGCAGUCUUGCCCCAGUGACAUACUCAUUGAUAACAAGCAUUAUUGAGGAAGAGAUGGUGGUAAAUGCUGCAUAGGGGGCAGCCAGCAGAGGAUGAAAAUUGCUGAUGUGAUUCAACUUACAAAGACCAGCAAGAAUCAGUGAAGAUGGGGGGUUCUGUUUGGCGUUUUUCUUCAGCGCACCUUAAGUGACGGGCCAAAGACAAGAAUGGUCAAGAGACAGAAUUCACAUUUAUUCUUUAAUUAAAGGCCAGAACAAUCGGUGGAGGAAAGAAGGCUGCAAUUUGACUGGAGUAGCAGUGUCAGUGUUGCGCAGAGCACACACGAACUAUCUACUUGUUACAGGCUCACUACAUUGCAGAAAUCCACGUGGUUUCAGCAGCUAGAGAUGUUAUUGAGAUGUUAUUGUGUUUUUCUUGUUAUGUUGCUUAAUGCAUUACUCUCUCGCUGGCUGAAGCAUAGUGUUGCCAUUCAAAGGCAUCCUGUUCUACAACUUGAGAAAACUCUAAGCAACAGUGAAGACGAUGCACCAUUUGAGGUGAUUACUGUCAUUGUGUCCCGCUAAGGUUACCAGAGGGAAAUCUGGCGCUGGCUGUUGUAUAGAUGUGAUUACUAUCAUUGUAUAUCCCACAAAAGUUUGUACUAUAUUUACUAGAAGAUAGGUCAAACACGAAUACUGGUCGACCAAUACCUUUUGAGGAAGGUGAAAAACUUUCAACAUGACACACCUUUAUUUACCGAAAGCUCGGCUACUAAAUCUCUAUAGUCGAUGCUGCAAGCUUAACCGAGGUUGGAACUGGCAGAGAAAUUGUCCUCGUCUGAUGCUUCUCGGGCGUCGUCAGCACCUAAAAUGACAAUGGACAUGUGGCAUUUCUUAAAGCCAGUCUGAAUAAUGUCCAGACUGGUUUUUCAGCGGGUGCAAUGCUGAAACUUCACCAUCUUGGUACUUUUGCUAGUUUUGUUCUUGAAUAUAGGUCGAGAUUCUGUGAUCACCAGUGUAGGUCGAUGGCUCAUUUUGAGUAACAUUUUUGCAAGGAAAAAGAAAGGUCAACUUAUAUUCAGUAAAUACGAUAGCUGCCAUUAUAAUAAUUAUAAACAGUUCUGUAGGUGCUACAGUCAUUCAACCACCAUAGCAAUGAUGGGUAGUGCAGAUUUUUUUUUACCAUUUGACACAGCUUAAUUAAAGAAAGCAAACUGUGGUUUCCUUCAUUGUGUUUUUGGCUGAAGUAGAACAACAGUCUUUUACAGCAAUAUCACAUUGAAAACUCCAUUCUGUAAUGUAAUUUCUAAUGCAUAAGCAAGUCUCAGCAUUACGCAUGCCACUAGGUCUGGACUACUGGUGUAGUGACACUAACUUUUGGUAACAGUGUUAAAAUUUUAGAGAGCAAUCUUUAUUUGUAAUAUUCUGAAAACAAUGGAACAUAUUGGAGGGUAACUGCACAGCAAAUUUGAAGCAACAAUAUUAGAUUAAAACCUGGAAGGUUGUUCGAAGCCAAGGGGACUAAAUUUAGAGAAAUUUAUGUACUAUCUAUCAUUCCUAUGCUGGAUGCAGUGCUGUAACCAACAGCUUGCUAAGACACUAGUGCCAAAUUUCUCUCUAGUAAUUUUCAUAUGAAGCUCUUUCUCAUUAUUAUGACCAGUAUGAAUUGAUUAUUCAGGCAUCUGCAGCUGUUUAAAGGUCUCUUGUGGUGUUACCAAUUAACAUGCUUUGCUUCUGAGUUCAAGCACAGUUAGUGAUGUGCUUUCUCAAACUAGACUAUGUGUGCUUCUUCAUUCCCCUUUCAGCUUAGUGCGGUAACCAUGUGUGCUUCUUCAUUCCCCUUUCAGCUUUGUGCAGUAACUAUUGUGGAUAGUGUUGAAUGCUUUGAACAGACAAAACUAAAACAGAUGGCUGGAAUAUGGACCUGUUCUGUGUCUCAAUAGAAUAUUGAAGAAGGGUACUGGUUUGGGCUAGUUGGCUGCGCUUGUGCCUGUUGUUCCCCAGUCCUCAUUCCAAGUGGUGCGCAAAUAGCAUUGAUCAUGAAUAUUGAAGCCUACUGGACAAACAUUCGUGGCCAAGUGAACCCAGGUUGGGUAGCAGGCAAUGAAAGAGUGCCAUUCAAAGUUCAACUUGUGUUGCUGACAUGCUUCACAAGGGCGAUUCUUAACAGUGACAAAGCAUCCUGUUGACAACUGCACUCGCCGUCCUGCAGUAAAAUGUUCAUCCAGUGCCAUGUUAGUCUGGAGGUUAUUUAGUGUACUAGGAGAAAGGCAAAGCUUGUUGCAUAAAAUGAUGCAAAUUGCACAUUUCUUUACACAUGACAUGCAUUGCAUUUUGUUUUUAAUUUUUGAUGGCAGUCUCUCAGUCAUUCCUACUUGCACAUGGGUGAACCAACUUAACGAGUGUGCUGCUAGAUUAAAAAGAAGAAUGUGCGUGUGCAUGUCCUGAAUGCAGGUAGCACACUUUCAGCGCAGCAAUGAAGUUUCACUGCUACUCCCGUGGUGUCUAGUUUUGUUCUCAACAGUUGUUUUAUAGGUCCACUGUUGGGCAUAUGUCUUCAGUUCUUUGCAGUGUUCUUUUCCACAGUGUUACGUGAAGCUCUUUGUUUUUGUGCCUGUUGAAUGCAAAUUGGCAGGCAUGAAGAAAAUGUACUUCAGGUUUUACUCCCAAUGGGCUGAAUCUUUUUAGCUUGGCAUCAAGGGCCAUGCCACUCCUGCUUCACUGUAACUAACAGUGAGCUUUCUGUGUUUUGUGCAAAACAUAAUUCUAGUCAUAUAAAAACUGCUUCAUUUUGCAGACCUCUGCAUUUUUUGGUAUUGCUGCCUGUGUGAUCUCAAUAAAAACCACUACAUGCUGCAA
This is a messenger RNA of Dermacentor andersoni, 4505 nucleotides long. RefSeq lists its product as uncharacterized. Gene Ontology annotation, cellular component: trans-Golgi network. The record is from RefSeq and is a predicted model, not a curated record. Lineage: Eukaryota; Metazoa; Arthropoda; Arachnida; Ixodida; Ixodidae.